GUUUUUUCAAAUCACGUGACUGACUCUGUCAUGGCGGCGUCCUCGUGAAGUGCGUGGUUGCUGUCAGUCAUAUUUUACUGUUUGUUCGUCGCAUAAACUCAAGGAAAAUGAAAACUAAAAACGUCAAACUCAAUAACAGGCGCCCAUCGUCCGGGCCGCAGAAACGGGCUAAACGCGGUAUCAGCGUGAAAGGUAAAUGGAAAGCUAUCGAGCUCGACCCCGGUCUCUUCUCCGAGGAGGGCCUGGAGGGUCUGGUGUGUUUUGAAGAGCUCACAAAUUACAAGUUGGUAGACGCUGAUAAGGCUGCGAGCAAUGCAACGAAAGAGCUAACGAAAAAGGAGGAGAGGAAAAAAAAGAAGACAAAGAAAAGGAAAGCGAGCGAGGAAGAACAGGCUGAUGGGUGUCCUGUCGUGGAGAGCAAGGAGGGAGGGGAAACAUCUGAACCCGCUAAGAAAAAGGCUAAAAAGAAGAAGAAAAAGAAGAAACAACCUGCAAAGGAAGGAGUCCAACAAGACACAAUUUCUGCAGAAGUGACCGAGAAAGACGUGGCUGCUGAAGAGGAGGAAAGAGAAGGUGAACCAGCCAAAGAUGACUCCAAACAAAAAGCCCUAUCCAAUGAAGCAAAGAAGAUCAACAAAAAGCAGAAAAAGAAACAGAAGCAGCCGAUAGAAAAUGCUGCAGAUGUGGAGCCUUCAUUGGAACUUCAGGCUCUGGAAGAAGUGAAAUCCUCUGAAGACAAUGUGGCAGUCCCUCCUAAAAAGCUAAAGCAAAUAAACAACUGGACAAAUGCAGCACUCGCUAGUUCUGUCAAAAAUACUGAUGUGGGUGCAUGGAAGGACCUGUUUGUUCCCUCCCCUGUGCUAAAGGCACUCAGCAACCUUGGAUUUGGAUCACCUACACCUGUCCAAGCCCUGGCAUUACCUCCGGCUAUCAGGGAUCGUAUGGAUAUACUGGGGGCAGCUGAAACAGGGAGUGGUAAGACACUGGCUUUUGGCAUUCCAAUGAUCCAUACCAUACUGGAGUGGAAAAAGGGCUCCGAUAAACCUGUUGAUGAGAAAAAUGAAUCGCCCACAAUUGUGGAGAGUUUGUAUUUACCAACUUUAAAUUCUGAACUUACUGCUGAAUCGAUAUCAGAAGAAGAUGAGGAGGUCAACAUUGAGGCUGUGGAUCAAGGUGUCUCAGAUGAAGACCAAGGUGCCUCGGAUGAAGACAACAGUGAGGACGAUGAGCAUGAAGAUGAGGAUGAAAGACUUGGAUGCGUUCAAGUAAUCAAUGAUGCAGAAUUUGACUUUGACGACGACGCUGCUGAAGAAAAACUUGCUGGUGGUCAAAAUCAGCCUCUGCUUGGACUGGUCCUCACUCCCACCAGGGAGCUGGCUGUUCAGGUUAAACAUCACAUUGAUGCUGUUGCAAAAUUCACAGAUAUCAAAACGGCGAUAGUGGUGGGAGGAAUGGCAGCAGAGAAACAGAGGAGGAUGCUGAAGCACAGACCAGAGAUUGUUAUUGCUACUCCAGGACGUCUGUGGGACUUGAUCAAGGAGAGGAAUCCACAUCUGCUCAACCUCAGGCAGCUCAGGUGUCUGGUAAUUGAUGAAGCCGAUCGCAUGGUGGAAAGAGGCCACUUUGCAGAACUGGAUAAUCUGCUGGAGAUGCUGAACACCGAGAACUUUAAUCCCAUGAGGCAAACAUUUGUGUUCUCCGCCACACUGACCAUGGCUCGCACCCUGCCCACUCGCCUCCUGCAGAAGAAGAAGAAACAUCUCGACCAGAGGAGCAAACUGGAAAUUCUCAUGGAGAAAGUGGGGAUCAAGACCAAACCCAAAAUCAUUGACCUGACCAGGAAGGAGGCCACAGUGGAGACACUGAUGGAAACACAGCUCCACUGUCAGAAAGAGGAGAAGGACUUCUACCUUUAUUACUUCUUGCUCCAGUACCCGGGGCGAACCAUGGUAUUUGCCAACAGCAUAGACUGUAUCAAGAGACUGAACUCACUGCUGGUUAUUCUGGACUGCACUCCACUGCCUUUGCAUGCCAACAUGCACCAGACACAGCGCCUCAAAAACCUGGAGAGGUUUGCUGAGAGGGAGAGGUGUGUUCUGCUGACUACUGAUGUUGCUGCAAGAGGACUGGAUAUCCCCAAUGUUCAGCAUGUUAUUCACUAUCAGGUUCCAAGGACAUCUGAGACUUAUGUCCAUCGAAGUGGCAGAACAGCGAGAGCUACCAAAGAGGGUCUCAGUUUUCUGCUGGUUGGCCCAGACGACCUGAUUAACUUCAAAAAGAUUUCCAAUACUCUAGGGAAGGAUGAGGAGCUUCCGACAUUCCCCAUAGAGAAGAAAUGCAUGGACGCAAUCAAGGAGCGAGUAAAUUUGGCCAGAAAGAUUGAAAAGAUUGAGUUCCACAAUAGCAGAGAGAAGCAGCACAACUCCUGGUUCAAAAAAGCAGCAGAAGCUUUAGAGGUGGACCUGGAUGAUGAUGUUUUACUCGGCAGAGGAAGUGACGAGGACGCUGACAGACAGCAGCAAAGGAUGGUAAAGGGCAUGAAGAUGCAUUUGAAGCACUUGAUCUCCCAGCCUGUGUUCAAGAAUGCAAUCAAGACUAAGUACCCCACUCAAAUGGGGAAGCUCUCCCUGCCUCACAUGCCCCGUGCAGGGAUGGAAAGUGCCCUAACCAGGGUGUCGAUGCAGCAGAAAAAACAGAAGUUAAAGAAAAAUGUCCCAACACAGCAACAGAAAAAGAAACAGAAGAAGAAGCAGCAGCAGCAGCAGCAGUAG
Molecule: messenger RNA, 2771 nt
Organism: Solea senegalensis (Senegalese sole)
Lineage: Eukaryota; Metazoa; Chordata; Actinopteri; Pleuronectiformes; Soleidae
Gene: ddx24
Product: DEAD (Asp-Glu-Ala-Asp) box helicase 24
Exons: 9
Coding region: 108-2771 (887 amino acids)
Cellular component (GO): nucleolus
Molecular function (GO): RNA helicase activity; nucleic acid binding; ATP binding
Source: RefSeq, a predicted model, not a curated record